This is a messenger RNA of Podospora pseudocomata, 683 nucleotides long. RefSeq lists its product as uncharacterized. The record is from RefSeq and is a predicted model, not a curated record. The coding region runs from base 1 to 663 and encodes 220 amino acids. The transcript is spliced from 2 exons. NCBI's taxonomy places the organism in Eukaryota, Fungi, Ascomycota, Sordariomycetes, Sordariales, Podosporaceae.
AUGUCCAACCGAUAUUCAACCUGCACAGAUGACAAAGUUUGGCAGUGGCGAAAGGAACUUGAGGGGCAACUCCAGUCCUUGCACAAGGAAACCGACAAGCUCCGCCGUUUCGACUACUACAUAUUCCCACCAACUAUAUGGAAUCGAAUAGGCCUCCACACCACCGCGGUAUAUCUAUACAGACAAAUAUACGCCUUGAUCGCGUCAAACAAUUCCGUAUGCAAAAACGUGAUCAAGGUUCGGUUGGCUACAUGCCUCUCCCUCCGCAUGUCGACAGUCUUGUGUUGUGCCAGGAAAGCGCCCAAAUGGCCAAUUCAACACUGGGAAGCGUGCGAGGGUGUCACAAACAAACUUGGGUAUUUGUUUUGCCCGUUGGUAACCUGUCCAUUCGGCACUAUCUACGAAGAGAAGGAAGAGUUGAGGUCACACUUCUAUCGAGACCACUACCAUGUACACGGCCGCAGAGCGUGGGAAAACUGUCCUUCCCAGUGCGGCCAGCUUCUAUUGAAUUGCGGCCAGCCUUUGUUGAAUAAUUGCCAGCCCUGCCCGAAGUCGGAGAGCAUGGAACACUUUCUGAACCAUACUGUAAGCCACAUCACCAACAUAUCAUUCAGCGUCCAAAGAGCCUUUCUUUUCUGGAUGCAUGGCUGUGCCUUCAAGUAAUCUUUUAAGGCCUCUUAGCU